UUUCAUAAAUUUAUAUCAAAAAAAAUAUUUAACGAACAGAAAAAAUAUGAAAUCUAAUAUAAACCAUAUUUUUAUAUUUUAUAUUAUUUUUACUGUAAUUUUUGGUGUGUCCGCCAAUAGUGUCAAUAAAGUGAUGUCAAAAAAGUCGGCCAAAGAGUGUUUCAAAGUUUACCGAAAAGAUGUAGAAUAUGUGACCCAAGUUCUGGAGCAGAGAUCGUUGAGUUUGAACCAGUCGUUUGAGUCGGAAAAGGGUUAUAUGAAGACAACAAUUGAAAAGUUUCGCCGAUCGCUGGAUAGUAUGGAUCGACUCUACGAUCAGUGCCGAGUAGUUAAGUUUGCCGACAGUUACUGUCUUCACGGCUGCCAAACCAUGAGCUCCGAGUUCGCCAGAUAUACGGUUUAUGUCUUUCAAUUGUUGUUGGCUGUCGAUCGAUAUGACAAACUAUACGACACUACUGAAUGAUGAUUACCUACAAAAAAAAGUGUUUUAAUCAUUCAAACAUUUAUUAAUUUAAUUAUGAUUUCUUUUCUUUUUUUGUAUUUAAGCAAAAAAUAUGACUGAAAAUAAAAAUUGUCAAAAUUAAUUAAAUUUUAUU
This is a messenger RNA of Oppia nitens, 596 nucleotides long. RefSeq lists its product as uncharacterized. Bases 47 to 463 code for a protein of 138 amino acids. NCBI's taxonomy places the organism in Eukaryota, Metazoa, Arthropoda, Arachnida, Sarcoptiformes, Oppiidae. The record is from RefSeq and is a predicted model, not a curated record. The transcript has 2 exons.